AUGACGCCGCAGCUCAGUCACCGCGGCGUCAAUGUCGAGCUUGGAUCCAGCGUCCGGUACCUGGGGGUUAAUAUCGACCGGGGUUUGAGAAUGACCGCCCACGCCAUGUCGGCGUUGGCGGCCGUCCGCUAUGCGAGGUUUUUCCUCUGGCCGGUGUUGGCCUCCAGGUUACCAGUCAGGACUAAGUUCGGCAUUUACAAGACAUAUGUCCGUUCCAGUAUCACGUAUGCAGCUGCGACCUGGUAUCACCUCAUACCGCAGCGUAUGCGGGUGAGGCUGCAGGCCCAGCAAAAUCUGGCUCUUCGCGCGAUAGUAGGAGCAGAGCGUUACGUCAGAAAUGACGUAAUAGCCCGGGAUCUAAAUGUGGAGUCGCUCGAGGAGUUCCGGAUAGAUCGUAAUCCUUACAAGCGGGCUGACGAUGGAUCCCACGAGCAUCUUCACAAAAUAGCUCCCUUGCACGCCAGACCACCUGAUGGUCGGGCGCUGUCAAGGGAGCUACUAGAACCCCCUGCUAUGGCAAGAUAG
Molecule: messenger RNA, 525 nt
Organism: Bombyx mori (domestic silkworm)
Lineage: Eukaryota; Metazoa; Arthropoda; Insecta; Lepidoptera; Bombycidae
Exons: 2
Coding region: 1-525 (174 amino acids)
Source: RefSeq, a predicted model, not a curated record